Messenger RNA from Ctenopharyngodon idella (grass carp), 1169 nucleotides. Its product is annotated as alanine and arginine-rich domain-containing protein-like. Lineage: Eukaryota; Metazoa; Chordata; Actinopteri; Cypriniformes; Xenocyprididae. The record is from RefSeq and is a predicted model, not a curated record. Bases 140 to 616 code for a protein of 158 amino acids. The transcript is spliced from 2 exons.
UGUUUUAAGUGUCCAUCCCAGAGCGAACGCACCAGUAGUGGACAGAGUGACACAGAGUUGUGUUUCAGUGACAGAGCUGUAUCUACAGCUGACAGAAGAACAGAGCGCUCUCCGCUCCUCAUCAGCACUUCUAGAAACAAUGGAAGUAGUUCUUACCAGACUUAGAGAUUUCUCCUGUAAAGAAACCUCUUUUGAUGACUGUAAAGCAGCAGGGAUGUGCAGGGAUCAUUCCUCAUCUCCGGAGGUGUGCAGAGGGAAGCGGACGGCUGGAGACGGGGAUUCGGGCCGACUGGACAUUGAGACUGCGCUGGCCUGGCUGAGGAAGGAGCUGAUGGAGAUGCGUUCUCAGGACCAAGCUUUGAUCCGUCAGCUGAUGGAUCUCAAUGACGGCAUUCAGGAACUGAAGCAAGAGUGUGCAAAAGCCAUAGAAGAAGAGGAAGAGGAGGAUCAUCCUUGUUGGGACUCUGAGAGUGAGGGUGGGGGGAGCAGUAUGUCCUCCUUCUCAGGAGAAAUGUGCUUUUACCCCUCCAUCUACUCCUUUAGCACAUGUAUGAGCCCCACUCCCCUCGGCUACCUGCCCAAACGGGCCUUUAGUAGACGCAGCUCUGUGCCCUGAAACCUCCAGUUCUGAUCACAUGAUUGAUAAUACACCAUGUUCCAAUAUGUAUCUUAGUGUUGAGUAUCACACAAGAACAAAUGAUGCAUUCGUUAUGUGAGAAAUUUCAUAAUGUCCUAUCGGACAAUAUAUGAAUGCAAUCUGAGUAACACAGCUGCCUCGUGUUUAGAACAUACUUUAUAUUAUAUAGUGAAAAGUUUGAAUGUUUUACACUGUAAGAAACCUGACAAAGUCUUUGGUGACAGACUGCUGAAAUUCUACCUGAAUGCAAUGAAGUUUGUUUCAUGUAAACGCUUAUAUGUACUACUUUUUCUCAUUUCACAAAACUGCCUCUUCAAAAGUGCCUGUAUGAGUGUUGCAUGAUGACAAUGACGGCAAAAACAGUUGCCGGAAUAGUAUUUUUAGUAUUUAUAAAAUGGCAUGGAACAUUUUUUUUAAAUCAAGAUGUGAAUAUUUAUUCACUGAUAAUCUAAUUCAUCCUGGAUAAAUAACUAAUGAGUUGCUUUGACAUACUAUAGUACCACAAUAUGAUAAUAAAAACAUACAAUCCUGA